This is a messenger RNA of Ilex paraguariensis (yerba mate), 1258 nucleotides long. The record is from the annotation of a GenBank genome assembly. NCBI's taxonomy places the organism in Eukaryota, Viridiplantae, Streptophyta, Magnoliopsida, Aquifoliales, Aquifoliaceae.
CAGUAUUUAAACAAACUUGCUCACCUGACAAGUUUUGUCCUUUUAAUUAAUCUGGUCUCAUUCUUCUGCAGUGGAGGAUUUCCUCAUUCAUGACCUUUAUAUGCUAGUGGCUUUGGCAGAACAAAACUCUACCUCAGAGAGAUUGAAGCAGGGAAUUACCCAGGUCCUGUCUAUCAUAGAUGGCCUGCAUCAACCAUGGCUAGAUGGUAUGGAGUUGCUGGAAGAUGCUCAAUGGAAUAAACGUAUACUAUCGAUGGGGUGUGAAAGGAUCGAUAUGUUUCUUCAAGGUGGACUCCAUGAAGGACAUCUUACAGAAUUAGUUGGACCAUCAUCCUCUGGUAAAACACAAGUUUGCCUACGAGCUGCCUCCAGCGUUGCGAAGAAUUAUCUGGAUAGUGUGCUGUUCUUAGACACAUGCAACUCCUUUUCGCCUAAACGUAUUGCACAGAUUGUCGGCCAGAUUUCAGAUUCUGACAAUAAAGAAGUGAACAAAGUUAUUCAGCGAGUAAUGAACAGUAUAGUGUAUCACGCUGUGUUUGACAUCUAUACGUUGUUGAAUGUGCUCCAUCGUCUAGAGUUUAAUUUGAGAUCUCAGAAAGGUUCGCAGGUGCGGCUACUUAUUGUUGAUUCAAUUUCAUCGCUUAUCAGCCCAAUUCUUGGAGGCAAUGGUACAAAUGGACGUGCUUUAAUGACUUCUGCUGGAAUUUUACUAAAGAAGUUAGCACAACAGCAUAACUUCGCUGUAUUGGUGACUAAUCAUAUGGUGGCUGGAGAGCGAGGUAUUCUCAAGCCAGCACUUGGAGAGAGCUGGAAGAGCAUCCCACACGUACGGCUUCAGCUCUCCCGUGACCACGGGAGCAACAUCUGCAAUAUGUCCAUUAUUCGACACCCCCUCAUGGCUUCUGGUGAGGAGGUGAAAUUUAUGAUUUUAUGAUCGAUCAGUUUGGCCUAUGUCUGGAAGUUGUAGAUUGAAGGAAUGUAUUGAAAGGUAAAAACAUGGUCAAAGUUGUUUCCCGAUUUGACAUUAGAAUGGUGGUUAUAAAGGGAGGAAUGUUGCUUGAGGUUUAUGAGAAUAGUGAACUUGGUAAGAAGGUGAUCUUACUGUAGAUGCAUGUUUUAUAUACAUAGCUAUUAAUCAUUUAAGUUAUUUUCUUGCAUGAUAGAAUGUUGGGUAAAUAUGAAACAUUUGUAUGAAAUAAACGUAGCCGAAAAAAGAUAGUUUACAUGAAAGACAAGAAUAGAAUUGAAUAGGAACAAU